Molecule: messenger RNA, 2832 nt
Organism: Nanorana parkeri
Lineage: Eukaryota; Metazoa; Chordata; Amphibia; Anura; Dicroglossidae
Gene: GPATCH1
Product: G-patch domain containing 1
Exons: 20
Coding region: 22-2832 (936 amino acids)
Biological process (GO): mRNA processing
Cellular component (GO): nucleus
Molecular function (GO): RNA binding
Source: RefSeq, a predicted model, not a curated record
UCCCGUACUGGGUGUACAAAGAUGGCGGCGCAGGACAGCGAUGGCGAGGAGGACUUUGUCACCUAUGGGAAGCCACUGGAGCCGUACGAAGAGGGAGAAAAGCCUAAAAAGCCGACACCACUGCACGAGCAGACUGUCAAAGAUGAAAAGGGACGAUACAAGCGCUUCCAUGGCGCCUUCACUGGUGGAUUUUCCGCCGGCUAUUUUAACUCCGUUGGCUCUAAGGAAGGAUGGGCCCCUGCCACGUUUUUGUCAUCUCGACAUGGAAGGUCGGAACAACAUGCCCGUCGACCCGAGGAUUUCAUGGAUGAGGAGGAUCUCGGUGAGUUUGGAAUUGCGCCAAAGGAGAUCCUGACAACGGAUGAUUUUGCUUCAAAAACCAAAGACAAAGUUCGGGAGAAGGCUAGAGAGCUGGCGGCGGUCACUGCGCCUAUACCAGGGAGUGUAGUAAUACGAAGUAUAAUUUCUUCUCCUCUCCUCAGGAUCACGGUGGGUGUACAGCUAUUGCGGCAGAUGGGAUGGAAAGAGGGACAAGGCGUGGGUCCGAGGACCAAGAGGAAAGUGCGGAAGCAGGGAUCUGAAUCCAGCAGGAAAGUCUAUGGCUGUGUGAUGCCCCCAACAGGUUCUGAAGGAUCCGAGGAUGAAGAAGACGAAUACCUACCUGACAAUGUGACAUUUGCACCCAAAGAUGUGACUCCCAUUGAUUUCACCGUAAAGGACAAUGUCCGUGGCCUCGGUUACCGGGGGUUGGAUCCUCGCCAGGCCUUGUUCGGAUCUCUGGACUCUCAGGUUAAUCUGUUCGGUGACGGCUCUGAUCGGAUGUUCAGUACACUGGGAGAUGUGCGGCACAGCAAAGGAAGAAAAGUCGGGAUUUCAGGACAGGCUUUCGGUGUCGGGGCUCUGGAGGAUGACGACGACGACAUAUAUGGCACGGACUCCCUGUCCAAGUAUGACACGGUCCUCAGAGAGGAGGAGAGCGGGGACGGCCUUUAUGGGUGGACUGCACCAAAAGAAUAUAAACACAAGAAAGGGUCUUCCAAAGAACUUCAAUAUAUCGGCAAAGUCUUAGAGGGCUUCUCUAUAGCGACACAACCGGCUUCGCUGAAAAAGAUCUAUCCGGCACCUGAGCUCCCAAGGGAUUACAGGCCGGUGCAUUACUUCAGACCUGUGCUGAAUGCAGCCAGCCAGACUUCUGCCACUUUGCAGGCCCUCCUGGCAUCUUCCCAGAACCCCGCAGCCGAGCCAAAGCAAGAACCGCUGCCAAGCAGACACCAGCUCCGCUCUUCCCAGAGAAGGGAGAUGCUGGGGGAGGAGGCACUAAAGGGUCCAACCUCCGUCCUGGAGCUCCUCUCCGACAAAGACCGGGAACGGAUCAAAGACGUAAAACAGACCAUAGAGGAGCAGAGGCUGAAAGCUCAGAAACUCGCACAGGAAGCUAUAAAGAACCGUUUCCAGGCUGCGUCCGCGGAUGAGGCACACAACAGGCUGCAGGAUGAGCUUCUUGACCGCCGGCUGGUCCCGCCAAACGCAGAAGAAUUCCGACCCUUCGAGAACAAUGCGGAAAAACAGAAAAGAUAUGAAGUAUACAUCCGUAAACUGCAUGACGGACAGAAAGACGAUCUGGAAAGUUGCCUGGACUCCAACAUGACCGAAUGGGAGCAAUCUCGUGAGAGGGAAGAGUUCAUGCGGUCUGCCAUGUUGUACAAGCCGACCAAUUCCUCUCUGUCCUCCCGAUUCACCCGGGGAAAACAUGAAGACAACUCAGACAGUGUGGAAGUUCCCAGAGAUGAAGAGAGCGAUCUGAAUGACAAGUCUGCGGCGGUGAAAAUGAAAAUGUUUGGGAGGCUGACCAGAGAUCGGUUCGAAUGGCACCCGGACAAACUGCUGUGUAAACGCUUCAACAUCCCUGACCCUUAUCCAGGGUCAACUUCCACUGGGCUGCCCAAAGUGAAGAGAGACAAAUAUUCUGUGUUCAACUUCCUGACUUUUCCUGAACCGCAGCCGGAGACUACCUGUGCAGCAAUACAGGAGAAAGCGCCAGAGACAUCGGACAACAAGCAGAAGAAGUCAUCCAGGUGGGACAUGUCCUCUGCAGAGAAGAAGAACAAGGACAGUCUGAGUGAUUUCCUCAGCCAGGCUCGCAGCAAGAGCGAGGUGAAGGAGGAACAGGAAGAAAGAGGGGAGACGAGCGCUCAGCCUCCUGUCCCAACGGCUGCCUCUGGCCAGAGCCAGACGGAUCAGGAUGCAGAAGAAGAAGAAGAGACGAGGCCUCCAAUCGAUUUAUUUAAAGCCAUAUUUGCUGAUUCCUCGGAUGAGAAGUCCUCGUCAUCAGAAGAGGAGAGCGAUGAGGACUCUGCGUUGCCCGGGGAAGAGGCUAAAGGCAGCCGGCCGGAGACAGCACCACCUUCCAUAGUACGAGAGACGGAGCCGAAGGUUCAUCCGCCCAUUACUCCUGUAGCUCCCGCACGGACGGACAGUCCAGAUGACAUGGAGGCUGAGGAAGAAUUUGGUCCUAGGCUUCCUCCCCCUCUUCCUUCUGGCACUCUCCGAACUUCGAGCGACUCUCCCUCGCUGAGCCGGGAUGACCCUUCCAAGAAGCAGAAGAGACAUAAAGACAAACACAAAGCGAAGAAGGAGCACAAACGCAAGAAGGAGAAGAAGAAAAAGCACAAGAAGCAAAAGCACAAAAAUAAACAUAAAAAUAAAAAAGAAAACGUCAACGGCACAGACUCUGAAGAUAGCAGCGCGGAUCUCAGUGACGCGGAGGAAGCAGACAAGAUUACACCCAGGGAGCUUCUGAAGAGGCUGAAGAAUCUCCCGAUCCCUCAUUAA